UGUAACCCAUCAAUCUUUGCAUUAACAUUUUUAAGAUUCACUUCAAUAUGAUUAAUAACUUUUGAAAAAAAUAAUCUGCAUUCCUCGGACCAUAAAAGCUGUGUUACUUUUUUUCUCUCACAAUAUAAGUCCUACUUUUGCGAAUUCGUUUCCAAGGCAUUAUAUUACGCCGCGUUCGCAUUUAGUUAUCGCUGCAGCAGGCGAUGCGCUCCCGAGCGCCACACGCGAGAUAACGGUCACGCUACGCAACUUAAAUACAUUUACCUUUACCAGUCCCAAUGUUUAUUUCAUUAUCGAACGGGCAUCGUUGGGGCGAGCGCCCACAGGGCCCUGUCGUCGCACCCGUCAAAUCACGAUCCACUCCAAUCAAAUCCCAACAUAAAAACGAGAAGAAAUUUCAUACAGAAGGUGCGUUCAGUCUAGCACCGUGUCGAGUUUUGCUGAGCGGGCGGAGGGGAGUGGGACGCGUCACUCGGCAACGACGCCGCUCCUCGCUCUACCCGCGUACCCGGCCCGGUCAGUCAGUCGCCGGUGACGCUGUGUGCUGGACGUGUGUGUAUUUUGCUCUUAACCUUCGAUAAAUACGAACCAACUUUAUUACAAAACUCGAGUGGCACACUUUUUUCAAGUGGAUUAGAUUAUAUGCAGUGUUGGUGACGCUAGUGACGGAUGUGCUGUUUAAGUGCUAAAACUACUUUUCGCUAUAUGUGUUGAAACACGAACCGAUGGUCCUAUUGAAUAGUAACAUGAAAAUAAACGGUGUUCCUUAAAUAAGAAUUCGAUCGAAAUGACGAUAGACAGAGCAGGAAGGCCACCUGCCCCGCGGCGGACCUCCUCUACUUACAGAAGUUACGAUGAACUUGGUGUGAUAGACCGCGGUAGACCUCUAAGGUACAGGCAUGGUGGAGUAGAAGAUCUUUCCGGUAUCGAACAGCCGAGACCUUACAGAACGUAUGAGCCUCAGGAACUCGAUAAUAUUACUGUUAUUAGUUCAGAGGAAAUACCUAAGCCCAAACGAAAGACAAUGGAAGGUUUGGCAAGUGGGUUUAGAAGAACGUUUUCAGUUAGAAGCAGACGUGAUGAACCCGAAGGUAUACCAAUGGAAACAUUUAAUGUGACUGGUGAGGAAACGUUUGCCACUGUCAGAGGAGCGCCAUUCGGGAGACGGAGGUCUUUGUCGCGCGACCGAGGUUCAUCUUUGCUCGCACGAAGUUCUUCGGAAGGUGACGUGAGGAUGACACUUCCACGUGCUCCACCCAACCCAACGCCCCGCCUGCACCGCUGCCUACGCGCGCUCGGCGGCAGCUGGAAGAACCUCCUACUAUGUAAGUACGAGAUAUCCUGUCACAUCAAAACACCCCUUUGUCAAUGGUAUGUUUGAAAUAACUACACACAUACAUAUAUGUGAGCGUUGGUGGAUCAGGAGUUAAGCACUUGACGUUUAAUCUGCAGAUCUUGGUUUUGAA
Molecule: messenger RNA, 1466 nt
Organism: Papilio xuthus (Asian swallowtail)
Lineage: Eukaryota; Metazoa; Arthropoda; Insecta; Lepidoptera; Papilionidae
Exons: 3
Coding region: 788-1381 (197 amino acids)
Source: RefSeq, a predicted model, not a curated record